AUGACCAAGAUAUAUCUUUUGAUACUUUUGACCUUCUUGGCCUACGCAGAGCUGAUUUACCAAAAAAUCGAUAGCGUUAUGACAAUCGGUUGGGAAAUCUCAAAUGACGAAAUCAUAUUCAACUUUAAGGUAGCAUUUAUUUAGUGCAAAGCUGAUUGGUGCAGCAUAGGGUUCGCUAAUUCCAUGUUUGGAUGUGAUAUGAUUGUAGCCCUACAAAAAAAGUCUGCGAAUUCCACUGUAGAACUGAUGGACAUCUGGUCAGAAAAUCAUGACACUCCUUACUCAGAUACUGAUCUAAAAGGAACCAAUGACAUAAAAUAUAUCAAAGGAGGCUAUUCAACUUCACCAGGUAGACUAAUUGAUGUAUAUUUUAGCAGAAAAUUGGACACUGGAGAUAAGUAUGACAAGGUUAUAGUGCCUGACCAAGUCAUGGACAUUAACUGGGCAUAUCAAAAAAGAACAAGACGCUUUGAUGAGCAUGAUGAGUACGGAGCAUCAACCAUUGUAUUUGCAACAAAAAUAGAGAAAAUAAACUACCAAAUUGAUGAAAAUGAUUUCGAGUAUUAUGCAGCCCAUGCAUUGCUUAUGAUAAUUUCAUGGUCUUUAUUAGCUCCUGGAGCUAUUAUUGUUGCCAGGUACUAUAAAAGCUGGAAACUUUGGUACCCUUGUCAUCUAAUUUCUUUUUCCCUGGCUAUUUUUUUAACCCUAUUUAGUGUUGGAUUAGCUUUUUAUAAACAUCCAGUAUCUUAUGAAACCUUUACAGAAGUGCCAAGAUACCACGCCAGGCUUGGAUUUCUCUUAGCAGGAACUGUUGUAGCCCAAGGCAUUUCUGGCUUAAUCGUAAGGUGGCUUCAGACUUCUUCGACCAGCUUUUCAGCAAUUUCCCAAACAAGAAGACUUCAUAAAUCAAUUGGAUGAAUUAUGGCAACUCUUGGCAUCCUGAUCAAUAUAUCAGGGUUUUGACUUGUGGAAAGCGAAUUAGAUGAGGUCAGUGGAAUAUUGUUCUGGACUGCAAUAUGCACAUUGAUAAUAGUUUCCUUUGAAAUUGAUCAUAAAUGGAUAAAUCUUAUUCCAGCUCAAUUCGUUGUAUGGAUGAAGCUAAAACUCUCCAAAAGAUUCCCAUUCCUUUAUAAGGCAAACAGGAGCAUGACUCAUAGAGCAGCUCUAAAAGAGAUGACAAUGAAAAAUAAAGAUUACAUGUUUUAUGAAGAAUUCGUGAUUGAUAUAACUGAUUUUAAGUUCUCCCAUCCAGGAGGAGCAUUCAUGCUGAAUGAUUCUAUCGGAGAAGAUACAGGGAAAUACAUGAUUGGGUGCAGCAGUGCAAAUGGAGAAUUAGCGCCAUAUACCCAUUCGCCUGAGUCUUUUGAUCUUCUUAAAAAGCUUGUAGUUGCCAAGAUUCCAUAUCCAGAUGAGUUUUUAAUACCUCUUAACUAUGAAGAAUUGAUGGAUUCCAUGACUUGGAGUGUCAAAUCACAGCAUGUUAUAAGCGAAAAUACUUAUUUACUUGUAUUAAGUUCUAAGAACUUCAAUAUGAACUCGAAAUGCAAAAAUCCUUUAUGGCUUGGCAAACAUUUUAGGAUUAAUGCAGAAGUUGAUGGGAAAAAUGUAUCAAGAUAUUAUAGCGCAUUCUUUUGCAACUUGAAUUCAUGGGCUAUUGAAUGCCAAGAAAGUGGUUAUAGAGUUAGCACUUAUCCAAACGUGAAAAGUGGUAGAUUGCAGCUGAUUUAUAAGGAAUAUCCUCAAGGAGUCUUAACCCAGCAUUUGAAGUCUUGCCAAGCAAAAACUAAACUAAACCUCAAAGGUCCAUUAGGACCUGGACUCUGCUUAUCAGAAUUUUCUGGUAAAUAUGUAGCCUUUGCAGCUGGUACAGGCUUGGUUCCAUUUCUGGACAUAGUCUGCUAUCUUUGGACUAUAAGAAAUAGCCCACAUAUUCAAUUUUCUUUUACUCUUAUAGUUUCUUUUAGGAAUUUGAAAGACUUCUUUGGCUUACUCUUUAAUUAUUUAAAAAAAUAUAAAAGCCUGGUAUAAUUUGUUAUUAAAUAAUUUUUUUUAUUUUUAAAUUGAAGAGCUAGAUCUUCUUGAAGCUACUGCAAGUGCUUUAGGAGAAAGUAGAUUUAAGCUUGUUAUCCUCACUAAUGAAAGACGAGAACAACUUCCUGGAUUAGUCAAAGAAUGUGGAGAGCUCAAGUCAGAUCUAGCUUGGGUUUGUGGGCCUUCUGGGUACAAUAAGUUUAUUCUUGAUUCCCUGAAGGCUGGAGGACUUAGUAGAGAUAAAAUUAUCGUGAUGUAA
Blepharisma stoltei is the source of this 2290-nucleotide messenger RNA. The record is from the annotation of a GenBank genome assembly. NCBI's taxonomy places the organism in Eukaryota, Ciliophora, Heterotrichea, Heterotrichida, Blepharismidae.